This is a messenger RNA of Papilio xuthus (Asian swallowtail), 4001 nucleotides long. RefSeq lists its product as uncharacterized. The coding region runs from base 302 to 3643 and encodes 1113 amino acids. Gene Ontology annotation, cellular component: transcription regulator complex; nucleus. NCBI's taxonomy places the organism in Eukaryota, Metazoa, Arthropoda, Insecta, Lepidoptera, Papilionidae. The record is from RefSeq and is a predicted model, not a curated record. The transcript is spliced from 5 exons. Gene Ontology annotation, biological process: regulation of transcription by RNA polymerase II.
GAUUGGAAACAUUUUGCCAAGUAUACGAUUGGAACUGCUUAAAAAGGAUUUAAAAAAAGAUAAAUUUUCAUUUUAUAACUGUUGUUAUAAUUUUUUUGAUCGCGAAAAAGAAUUUUAUAUUUGAAUUUAUAAGUAUGGUUACAGGAAAGUAAUAUUUUUUGUAUUUUUAUUCCAAUAAGUUUACAAACACAAGAUGGCGACCUUCUGUCAAAACGCAAUAUAAAACGCAUUGCUGCGCUUUUCGAUUUCAUGCUGCACAACGACCAUUUUUUGACGAAAUAAAAGUCAUUUGCUGUUUAAAAUGGAACAAAUAGUUGUAAAAACUGAAGUGCAAUCUAAUGGAGAUAUAUUGUUAUUUUACGUCGAUGAAAAUAACAGUCAAGAUUCCGGAGGAAUAGGGAAACUAGAAGAUCUAGAUGACCAUGAAGUGGUAGAGUUUCAGGAAAGCGACUUUGUAUUUGCCAAUGUUGAAGAAUCAGUAGAUUACACUUUAAAUAAUAUAAAGACUAAUACACAUAUAAAUGAAGAAUGGCAAGAGGAAGAUGUACAUAAGUUACUCAAAUUAUAUGUUGAUAACUUAAAUAAUAUUGAAUCUGGUACAACAACUAACCAACGUUUAUGGGAAGUAGCUUGUAGGACAAUAUUUAAAGAUAAAGAUCCAACACUAUGUGAAAUUGGACUUCUUAGUCUUAAACAAAAGUAUGCUGAAAUACUUGCAAAUUAUCAAAAAACCGGAGUAAUGGAAGCAUGGCCUUACAACGAGAUAUGCCACCGAGCUUUUCAUAAUGAUUAUUAUGUUAAGGAAUUUGUUAAUGAAAAUGCAAAUAAUAAAGAGCCCGAAAUUAAUAUAAAACCAACUGAAGCAUCAAAAAUCAAUGAAGAUGGUGUUUUAAUUAUAAACAAACCGGGAAUGGGUAGACCUCCAAAACAUGCUAUUGAUGAAAAAGUUGAACAUAUGCUUAACUUAUAUCUGAAGUAUAAAGAUGCAUAUAAUAAGAAAAACUUGUACAAAAGCAUCUGGAACAAAAUUGCAAUGGAAAUGGGUGAAGAAGACGCAGAAUAUUGGCAUAAAAGAUUUCUUAAUUUCAAACAGCACUACAUUAGGAUGUUGCAUAGGCGUUAUGAAGUUGGUCCUGAUAAAAUAAACUGGCCAUAUAUGAAGAUAUUUGAUCAAAUCUUUGAUGGUGAUGAAAGAUUUAAAAGUAAAUAUGAAGUCAAACAUAAUGAUGAAAUUAAUAGUCAUAUAGAAGAUAAAAACUUUAAUGAAACAGAAAGAACAGUAUUAGUUAAAUACUGCUUUGAUUGUUUUCAUGAAUUUCAAGAUUCAACAAUACCUAAUAAAUUUUUAUGGCAUGAAAUUGGACGGUUAUUGGAGAAAAAUCCUGAAUUAUGUAAAGAGAAAUAUAAAGAAAUGAAAAGUGAACAUUUUAAAACUUUAAUGAAUGGGGAAUAUGAUAUAAUGAAUAGAAUUCCUUCAGCAAUUAUUCUUGAUAAUAUAAUCGCCCGUGAAAAUCAAAUACAGUUAAAAAAUCCUCGGAAAGACGAGGAAUAUGGAUGGAGUAUAGGAAAAAUAGAUGAAUUAGUACAAUUCUUCUAUGAUAAUAUGGAAUUAUUUAAAGACUCUGUUUGUUAUUAUGUAUGUUGGUCUAUGGUUGCGGAAAAGUUACAGAAGAAUAUGCACAGUUGUAAAAAGCAAUGGGAAAAAUUGACUUCAUUAUACAAAUCUAUAUUAGAAGAUAAAAAAGAGAAUCCGGAUAUGCAGAUAAAUUGGAAAUACAUUGAUGUGUUUGAUCGUAUUUUUGACUAUGGUAUGGAUAUAAAUCUUCUUGAGGGUUACGAAAAUAUAAUAGUGCAUAAUGAGAAAAAUGGUCCGGAAAAGAUUGGUGUUAAAAAAGUACAUAUAGAUGACGACAAUAUCGACGAAUAUUCAGAAGACGAUGAAUUGUAUGACGAAAGAGGUUUUAUGAAGCGAUCCAAACGAAGAAUCGGUGAAUCCAAAGCCAAUAGAAUAUUGGAAUAUUACUUAAAGAAUAAAGAGAAAUUCUCAUGUUCGUUACAAAAGAAAUUAUCACUAUGGGAAGUUUUAGCGAAGCAAUUAGGAAUAACUGCGGUUCAAUGUGCACAUAGAUUUAGAAAUUUAAAACAAAUAUAUACAAGAUAUAUACAAAGAGAAAUAAAUAAACCGGAUAUGCCGAUUUUAUGGCCAUAUUAUGCAAUGUGUAAGAAAGUAUUUGGUUACCGAGCAAUUAAAUCUAAAUUGAAAAAUGGCAAAAUAGGUUCCGAUGAUAGUGAAGAAUGGGCGGCAAGAGAAAUAAAACAAUUAAUAAAUUAUUUUGCAAAAAAUUACGAUUCUUUACAUCAAAAUUUGGAAGAUCAUUGUCGAUGGUCUGAUUUGGCUCGGGUUAUUGGUAAAACUGAGUCUGCUUGUAGUGAGAAAUUUCUAGAACUACGUAAAUCUUAUAGAAAGUUAACUACAAUGAAGACGAGGAAUCCGGAGAUUAAAGUGUCUUGGAAAUAUUUUAAUAUGUUGGAUGACAUUUAUACUUCAAAGGGUCAAACAAGUAAUGAAGAUUCCGAGAUGGUUAUGUGCGAUGUUGGUGAAGGAUUGGAUAUUGAAAGUAUUAAGAAAGAGUUACCCGAAGAUGAUGAUUUUGAGUAUAUAAUAGUUAUUCCCGAAGAUCAAGAAAUUAUUGAAACAGUUGACGAAGAAAUAUUAACAUUAGACUCUGAAAACCAAAUAGAAGAGAAUAUUGAAUCGAAACAAAUUAAUAAAUGGAAUAAAAGAACUAAAAAACAAUUAUUAAUACAAUAUUUGAAAUAUAUAAGAUCUCAUAAAGGAAAAGAAAUAGAUUCAAGAGAAAUGUGGAAAGAAAUAUCAUUAAAAUUAAUGAAACCACCGAUGUCUUGUAGGAGAAUCUUAUUAAAACUAAAAAAUCAACACAGAAUGUCUGCGAUGAAUGAAGAUUUUAAAACAUCUCCGUAUUACAAAUUAAUUGAGAAGAUUUUACAAUUAAAACCAAAAUUUGCAAAAAUUGGCAACGGAAAAACUUUACAAGAGAAAAAAAUAUAUAAAGACGUAACUAUAUCUAAUGAAAAAGUAGAAAAAGCAUUAAAAUAUUAUUUGAAUAAUUUGGAAGAAUUCUUAAGUCCUAAAUACGAGAAGAAAUAUGUAUGGAUGGAGUUAGCAAAUAUUAUAAUCGAACCUGUAUCAAAAAUUUUUAAUAAAAUUAAUUAUAUGAAGAAUUUAUAUAAUACCGAGAAUACAGUGGAAGCGGAUUUUUUGGAAUUAAUGCAAGAAAUUUCAGCUAAAGAAGUGCUUUUGAAAGAUUUAUUAAUCACAGACUCGAAACCUAUAAAUGAGGGUAGUUUUGAAUUUUGGACAGAUGAUGAAAUAGAACAAUUAUUGACAUGGUAUUUGACACAUUUGGAUAAAUUUAAAAAUCCAAAAUACGUGAGAAGUUAUUUAUGGAUGGAUGUAUCGGAGAUGUUAAAUAAAAGUCCAUUAAAUUGUUCAAAAAAAAUGUCUGAGAUUAGAACUGAGUAUAGAAAUAUGGUGAAAGAAUCACCUCAAGAAUUGAAUGAUUGGAGAUUUUAUGAUCUUUGUCAGAAAAUAUAUGGUACGGGGAAGAAAUCUAAUGUAUAGAUUUAGUUAACACGAGUCAAAAAAUAUGUAUAUUGCCAUCUCUUUUCAUCCCCCUAAAAAAAUGAGACAAAACACAGGUCAUACUGAAUUACAGAUAAGUUAAACUUAAGCAAUUAUUUUAAUUUAGUUUUCUCAUAUUUUUUUUUUAAUGAAAUAACAAAUUCCAAAACAAUAUUUAAUAGAACUUUCAUUAUUGGUUUAAAAAUAUCGGUUUGUACAUCCUAUCUGUUUUGAAGUCGUUAUAUCCGGUUUUUAUUAAACCAUAAUAUAUACAGAGUUAAAUGUGUAAAAAAAACAUUUUUAGAGAAAAGACAAGUAGAAAACAAGUUUAAAAUGUGUUUAUUCUAAAAAGCUUGAA